AAUACGUCAUGCUAUAAUAAUGUAAAUUUUGAACACGCUACAUAAUUUUACCAAGUUUUGAUCAAUUUAUAACGACAAUGGAGACGCAAGCAGGCGACACGCCGCCGGCUGGCAAUGACAUGGAGAUGCUGAAGAAGAUGGAAGACGAACACCUGAGGCUGCAAAGACAAGUGCGCAUGAUACAAACGGACCGCAAGAAUCGCACGAUGGGCGUCCACCCACAGUUCAGAAGACAGGACACACAUCUCCGAAAACUGAAGAAAGACUACAUCAAUCUAUGUAAAGACCUGAAGAUAGCGAGAUCAGGCGCGCAUAAGAAAAAGGACAAACGAAUGAAACAGGACUUGAAAGAAGCCUUACUUCUGAGAAUAAACACGGCGCAGGACGCAGAAGAUGGAAUAACAAUGAUGAAUCAGCUUGAAGAGCUGUUGGAAAAUGAUAAACAAGAAAUGCUGCUUCUCAAGAAGGUGGUUACUGCUAGCCAAGGGGAGAUGGCAGAGCGUAGGACGCAAAGUGAACAACGGCUGGUGUCCACGGAGAACCAGCUUGAAGUAGCCACUCGGAGGUUCGAUGUGCUGCAGGCUGAGAACAGGAAGAUACGAGAUGAGAUUGAGCAUAUGCUUAAAGACAGAGCGCUCUUCAACAAGUCCUGGACGAAAAUGCUGACGGCUCUGAACAAAGGGAAGAAGUUUCUAACGGACCUGUUCGAGUCGUCCACCCUGGCGUACGACCAGAGAGACGAAUGGGUCGCCAAGCUAAGGUCCAUACAGGAGAAAGGGAGAAUGGAUCAGAUGCUGCAAGUUCAAGAAAUGCGAGAGCUCCAAAAAUCCUACGACCAUGAGAUGAAACUGUACCACUUCCUAUCUGCUAAAGGGGUGAUGAGAGUAAAUAAGAAACAGGAGGAGAGGGAAGAGAAAGAGAGGCUGCAAGAAAUAGAGACGAUAGAGAAGGAGUGUGACGCUCAUAACGCGAUUAUUGAAACUAUUAAUAACUACGCCAAAGAGGAAAACCCGGAGAAAAUUAUAAAGAUGUUCAGACAGAUAGAACAACAGAACUUCAGUAUGUAUCUGCUUAUGACCGAGUACUGCGCUGAGAUUGAAGUGCUCACGCGCAAUGUGGCGAAGAUUAGACAAGAUGUUGUGGACCGUCGCGACUGGAAUGAGAUGAAAGUAUCCAAACGGCAAGGUAAGCUACAGCAUAUGAAAGAAGAGUUAGAAGUGAAGAAAUCAAGUAACGAAGCACUGCGCAGCACACUCAACGAACGAAUACAGUUGAUGAAUAGGACUAUGGAUAAGAUUGCCGAUAUGUUCAAAUUCCUGGACUGCUCCCUGGAGCCCUACCAGAGCCUGCUGGGUGGGAAGGGCCCUUCCUUGUGGAAGUUCAACCUGACCAUGCGCCUCAUCAUGGAAAAGAUUCAAGAUAUCAUUCAAACCAUUUAUUUUUAUGAGCGACACGUCCAGAAGAUCGGUCACAAAGGAGGCGGCCGACUGAAGAUGUACCUAGUCCAGUGCGAGCUGCCCCAACAGCUCACACCGCUGCCCACAUCACUGAUGGUGCCGGCUGACACUUGUCCAAGUUGCGUGGAAGCCCGAUGGCUUUCCCGCGUAACCGAAGCUCCAGAGACACCCCUCACCAAACAGGAAGCACUGCAAGCCCUCGCAACACUGCAAGAGGACCCGGCCUUCGUGUGGAGCGACAGAGUGCACCCCCUCACUGACUGUAGGGUGCCCAGAAGUCGGCUGAUACUCGCCAAACGAUAUAUGAACAUGUAAAUUAGUAUGUUUGAAAUAAAACAUCUCUGAAGUCUUUGUUUGGAAAUUACAGGGUUUUGUGGAAAU
Plodia interpunctella (Indianmeal moth) is the source of this 1838-nucleotide messenger RNA. Its product is annotated as coiled-coil domain-containing protein 63-like. The transcript is spliced from 13 exons. The record is from RefSeq and is a predicted model, not a curated record. Bases 78 to 1772 code for a protein of 564 amino acids. Lineage: Eukaryota; Metazoa; Arthropoda; Insecta; Lepidoptera; Pyralidae.